AUGGUGAACACGUCCGCCGCGCCGAACAGCACGUACUGCGGCACCAUCCACCACAGGCUCAUCGGGACCGGCACCCUGGGCAGGUCCGCCAGGCCGGCGUCCGCCGCGAUCCGGAGCCGGCGCGUCUCCACCAGCGCCGCCACCACCAUGGACACGAGCGAGAGCACCAUCCCGACGCCGAUGCGCUGCAGCAUGGUGAUCCCCGAGGAGACGCCCGUGCAGCGGCGCGCCAGCGGCACGAUGGCGCGGUCGUAG
Triticum turgidum subsp. durum (durum wheat) is the source of this 255-nucleotide messenger RNA. The record is from the annotation of a GenBank genome assembly. Lineage: Eukaryota; Viridiplantae; Streptophyta; Magnoliopsida; Poales; Poaceae.